This is a messenger RNA of Scleropages formosus (Asian bonytongue), 1848 nucleotides long. RefSeq names its product neutrophil cytosolic factor 4 (gene ncf4). Gene Ontology annotation, molecular function: protein binding; phosphatidylinositol binding; superoxide-generating NADPH oxidase activator activity. The coding region runs from base 195 to 1256 and encodes 353 amino acids. Gene Ontology annotation, biological process: respiratory burst; superoxide anion generation; phagocytosis. Gene Ontology annotation, cellular component: cytoplasm; NADPH oxidase complex. Lineage: Eukaryota; Metazoa; Chordata; Actinopteri; Osteoglossiformes; Osteoglossidae. The transcript has 11 exons. The record is from RefSeq and is a predicted model, not a curated record.
UCCCGUUUCAUGAUGCACGGCGAUCCAGCAAUAGUACUGGGGGGAGUGUCCGUGUGUGGAGGUGCGAAAGAGGAACUGGCGCUUCCUGCAACUGCAAUAAGCACAGAGCUCGCUGCGAACUGCAUCGCAACUCCAGCAUCUCAUCUUCUUCAGUCGCGUUCGACACUUUUCGCGGACCCAGCCGCUCCUUCACCAUGUCUCAACCUCGCCAGCUCCGCGACGAGAGUGAUUUCGACCAGCUGCCCGACAACAUCCCCAUAAGUGCCACCAUAGCCGACAUUGAGGAGAGGAGGGGAUUCAUGAUCUUCUAUCGCUUUGUGAUCGAGGUGAAAACGAAGGGAGGGAGCAAAUACCUGAUAUACCGCAGGUACAGGGAAUUCUUCAACCUCCACCAAAACCUGGAGCUCAAGCUCUCCACAAUGUCUCCGAGUGGCCCUUAUAGCUGUUCCUUGCCCUUCUUGCCCAAAAAAGUGUAUAUGGGGAACAAGCAGGAAAUUGCAGAAAGCAGGAUACCGGAGCUCAACAAUUACGUGAAAAAACUGCUGUCCCUACCCACAUGGCUUCUAAUGGAGGAGGAGCUCCAGAUGUUCUUCUACCAGAGUGAGCUGGACAGCCAGCAGGUCCCUCGCACCCUCCGUCGGCUCCGCCCCCCCACCCGCAGAGUAAAAGCUGAGAAACCUAAACCUGAUCUGCUGUCAACCCCCAGAGCAGAGGCGAUGUUCGACUUCAGCGGGAGCGGGCAGUUGGAGCUGAGCCUGCGGGCCGGCGAGGUGAUCUUCCUGCUCCGGAGAGUCAACGCUGACUGGCUGGAGGGUACAGUGAGGGACCGAACAGGCAUUUUCCCCGUGUCCUUUGUGAAGAUCAUCAAGCCCCUGCCUGACAGUGAUUCUGAGGGAGAGGGUGAAGGUACGAAGGGACCACCAGCGGGUUCCUACAGCUGCCUGCGCUGCUACCUACACCAGGGCGGCAGUGUGGAGACCAGGGAUUUGUGUGUCGAGGAGGACCUCUCUGCCCAGCCGUCCUAUAAAGACCUCCUCACACGCAUGAGGGAAGUGUUCCAACUCGAAGACAUUGCACUGAACUACCGGGACUCAGAAGGCGACCUGGUGCGGAUUUUGGAUGACGAGGACGUGAAGCUGAUGGUGAUGGAGGGCAGGUGCCAAGGAUCAGAGAUCAAGAGGCCUGUGAACCAGUAUCCCUGGGAGCUACACAUCACCCUGGCCUCUGACCUCUCUGUGUACAACACAGAGCCCUGAGAAUCUGGCAGGGGGUGCGCGCGCAAAGUUCUGCAUGUGUGUUGUGUGCGUUCGUGUUCUUAUGUUUACAUUACAUUACAAUGUCCAAGCUGCCCUGGGUGCGUGUGCAAAUGUGUAUGACAGAACCUGAGAUAAAGUGAGACGAGAUGCCGUUGCAUGAGGGCUGAGAAUCUACCCGUGAUGCCACGGAUGCAGUUGCUGAAGCUGCUUCAUUUGCAGAAGUUUUCGGUUUUAAACAUGGUUGAUCAAGAGUGUUAAAUAAAGCAAACAGAACAGCAUGUUAGAGGAACAUGAACAUGUAGAAUUACAACCCCUCUUGACUAUGGCUCAAGUUUUAUACAUGUUAUAUUAAAACAUUUCAGAAAAUGCUAUAUUUAACAUGAAAAUCUGCAAAAUUGUUUGUCUAUUUUUUGUAUGUGUGUAUAUAUGGAGGAAUAGGGGUUAUAAUAGUCACUGAUUCACAGUCAGUGCUGUUUGUCAUGUAAUGUUACCAAAAUGCUCUGGAGUAAAAAAAAAAAAAAAAAAAACAAAUGUUUCUGGCUAUGGAAAAUUGUGAGGCUAAAAUCAUAAUACAUAAUUAAAAACACAAUGA